AUGAAGGACCCAUGGUUAAUAGCAGAUGACUUUAAUGACAUUAUGCGACCUGAUGAAAAGAAUGGUGGAGUUACUGCCUCAUCUAGAAAGUGUAAUUUAUUUAGAGAUAGAGAGGAUGCAUGUAAGCUUAUGGAUCUUGGCUCUUCUGGUCCAAAGUUUACAUGGAAGGAUCCAAUCUAUAAUGGAGGUCAGCGUAUUUACGAGAAGUUGGAUAGAGCCAUGAUUAAUAUAUAA
Messenger RNA from Lathyrus sativus (Indian pea), 234 nucleotides. Lineage: Eukaryota; Viridiplantae; Streptophyta; Magnoliopsida; Fabales; Fabaceae. The record is from the annotation of a GenBank genome assembly.